GUUCUUCUGGAUCAUACGCAUUACUCCAACGCAUUUACCGCUUAUGUGAUCAUCAGUGAUUUGAUUGUGGCAACGAUAUAAAUACGGAUGUAAACAUUUGCCAUUCACCAACACACAUGAACAAACGCAUGGGAUUUGACAACUGGGGUCGAUCCUCGAUAAGAAAAACCAAAUGUUCUACAUGACUACACCUCCUGUUAUACCCACUUUGGUUCGAACGAGCGUGUGGAAAACAAAAUAAUCGUUUUCCCUCUGUUUUUCUUCCUAAGAAAAAGAAAUAGAAAACGGAGCCAGGAAACGAUUCUAAUGAUGUUUACAAUCAAGUUAUUGGACAGUUUAUGUUGGCCUAAGCAUGUAGUUUGGUCCGUAAGGAAUGAUUCUGAUAUCAUAACUUCAAACGACACUUAAAAUCGCAGGCCUGGGGUUGUUGAUUACACUUUGCCUCAUACGUAAAAUCCAAUUUGCAUCGUUUAUCAGAGCAAUUCUACGAAAAAGACACAUGCCUGUUUCCCAGCGGCGAAGUGGUAGUUGAUAGUUGAAGUGUGUAAGUGAAGUGAUAGUUGAUAGUUGUGUGACAGAGGGCCCCGUUUUCUUCUCCGCACCAAAGUACAAUUCUUUGAUUGGUCUGUUUUGGCAAUAGUGUGGCGGGGACUGUCCCUAUCGGAAUCCAAAAAUACGGCUGCCGGGUUUUACACUUCCGGUUCCGAAUGAUGCCAACAAAUCCUACACGUUAAGGACAUCAUCAUCAUCAUGAAAUCAUCGAUCGACUAUGGACACAAGUUUAUCUUGGCGCCGAUGGUCCGUGUCGGUACGCUGCCGAUGCGGCUCCUGGCACUAGAGUACGGUGCGGAUCUAGUUUAUACUGAAGAAAUUAUCGAUUGGAAGCUGCUUCGGGCUGAAAGACAUGCUAACGAGGUGCUCGGUACGGUUGACUACAUCGACAAAACCGAUGGUACGGUUGUGUUCCGGACCUGCCCGGAUGAACGGGGGAAAGUGAUUCUGCAGAUCGGUACGGCGUCCGUAGAUCGAGCGGUUGCCGUGGGACGCAUGAUGCAGAACGAUGUAGCAGCGAUUGACGUGAAUAUGGGCUGUCCGAAAGAUUUCUCCAUCAAAGGAGGCAUGGGAGUGGCAUUGCUAUACGAUCGUCCCCGUGCCAAAGCUAUUCUCGAAGGGUUGGUACAGAGCGUAAGCAUUCCGGUGACGUGCAAGAUACGGGUGAUGCCCGAUCCGGACGAUACGGUACAGCUCGCGAAAGAACUACAGUCCACCGGGAUUAGUGCAAUUGGGGUGCAUGGACGCACGAAAACCGAACGUCCUCGUGAUCCAGUAAAUGAAGAUGCGAUUGCACGUGUGGCAACUGCUCUGAAUAUUCCCGUCAUUGCGAACGGUGGCUCACAGAGCAUAGCGCGCCGCCACGAUAUACAGAAGUUUGCGCAGCGCUGUUCCACCACGAGCGUUAUGGUGGCACGUGCCGCCGAGUGGAACUGUUCCAUAUUCCGUGCGGAUGGUCCACUGCCGCUGGACGACGUUAUCCGCCGAUACCUUGAGCUAUCCGUGCGGUACGAUAAUUCACCCUCGAAUACGAAGUACUGCGUGCAGAUGAUGCUGCGCAGCUUGCAGGAGAGUCCGGUGGGAAGACGUUUGCUCGACAGUCAAACAAUGCAACAGAUAUGCGACAUCUGGGAACUGGGAGAUUACUGUCGGGAAACUCAGUUGCGUUACCAUUUCGCUGGCAUCAAGGGUAGACGAGCAUGCCGGCCAAGAACGCAUUCUGAAAACGGUGACACGGGUACGGAUGAAACAGAACCAGCUACGAGCAAAAAGCAGUGCCUUGAGGAAACACACGAAACAGAUCCGGAACCGUUGAAUGAAGAGAACGUUUGCUUCAUACGGUCCAACUUUACGGACGACAAUACUCUGCCCAAAUCUAAGCUAUAUCUGCACGCUGUCCGGAAUGGGUUAGAGCGGGCACAGUACGAUGUGCAGCAGAAGGAUAAACUGUUCCGUGCGUUCGUUCGGUUCGACGGUCAGCGGUACACUAGCUCAUUUUGGGAGAAGAACAAACGGUACGCGGAACAGGCCGCCGCACUCGUUUGUCUGCUGAAGCGUGGUGUCGAAUCGCGCGACGAGUUGAUACGGAACGGUGCCAUGUUGCCGGCCAAAAACACCACCAACGGGCAGAAGGAGGAACAGAAUGGAUCGGAUCAAGUAAUUGUAAGUGAUGUUAUUGCAGUUACAGAAAGUUGUUAACGUGAAAUACACGUAUGUGUAAAUGUAACAA
This is a messenger RNA of Anopheles funestus (African malaria mosquito), 2281 nucleotides long. RefSeq names its product tRNA-dihydrouridine(20) synthase [NAD(P)+]-like (gene Dus2). NCBI's taxonomy places the organism in Eukaryota, Metazoa, Arthropoda, Insecta, Diptera, Culicidae. Bases 751 to 2250 code for a protein of 499 amino acids. Gene Ontology annotation, molecular function: tRNA dihydrouridine synthase activity; tRNA binding. Gene Ontology annotation, cellular component: cytoplasm. Gene Ontology annotation, biological process: tRNA dihydrouridine synthesis. The transcript is spliced from 7 exons. The record is from RefSeq and is a predicted model, not a curated record.